AUGUUUCUCGUCGCGCGCGGCCGCCGCUCCGCCUCCGCCGCCGCGGCGCGCCUUCUCCCGAUCCCACCGCCUUCCGCCCCCUUCACUACCACCACAGAUGCAUCCACUUCCGAUCCCGACGCCGUGGCCGCGGAGGUCGCCACCCUUCUCUCCCGCUGCUCCGGCGACUGGAAGCUCGCCAUCGCCACCUCCGACCUCCAUUCUCGCCUCUCCCCCGCCGUAUUAUCCUCCCUCCUCCGCCCAAACUCCUCCCCUCCCCUUCACCCCAAGCUCCUCCUCGACUUCUUUUACUGGUCUCGCACGCGCCUGGCGCCGUCAGUCCCCGCCGCCGAUGCAUUCGCCCACCUCGCCGUACACCUCUGCGCCGACUCCCUCUUCCCACAAGCUAAUGGCCUCCUCGAACAGAUGAUACGCACCUACCCCUCCACUCCCCUCGUCCUCAGCUCCAUCCAACGCGCGCUCACGGAUUCCAGUUCCACAUCUGUCCUCAACGUGCUGGUAGAUACCUACAAGAAGGCUAGAAGGGUCCGUGAUGCCGCCGAGGUCGUCCUUCUUAUGGAACAUGCCGACCUGGCCCCGAGUCUGCGCUGCUGCAACGGGCUGCUCAAGGACCUGCUGCGCGGAGGCCACAUGGAUCUGUUUUCAAAGGUGCGGGGAUUCAUGGCCAGCGCCGGGAUUUCGCCAGACGUCUAUACAUACUCGACUAUGAUCGAGGCGCAUUGUAAGGUCAGGGAUUCUGAUUCAGCCGCAAAGGUGUUUGAGGAAAUGCGUGAGAGAGGGUGCAGCGUGAAUGUUGUGACAUACAAUGUGCUGAUUGGUGGGCUAUGCCGCUGCAGUGCUGUUGAAGAGGCCUUUCGGUUCAAGAAGGAAAUGGUGGAAUCUGGGCUAGUUCCAGAUGAGUUUACUUAUGGUGCGCUCGUUAACGGUCUCUGCAAGGGCCGCAGGUCGAGCGAGGCUAAGUCGUUGUUGGAUGAGAUGUCCUGUUCUGGGCUGAGGCCGAAUAUAGUAGUUUAUGGGACUCUACUUGAUGGGUUUAUGAGGGAGGGCAAUGUGGCUGAGGCUUUUAAGAUUGUCAAGGAGAUGGUUGCUGCUGGCGUGCAACCAAACAAGUUCACUUAUGACAAUCUCAUUCGAGGGAUUUGUAAGGCGGGAGACAUGGACAUUGCUUCCAAGCUGCUCAAGGAUAUGCUCAAAGUUGGUAUUAUGCCUGAUACCAUGACAUACAAUUUUGUCAUGGAAGGGCAUUUUCGACAGCGUAACAAUGAAGCCGCUCUUCAGCUUCUCACUGAAAUGAGGAAUGCAGGCAGUUCUCCUAAUGUAUAUACUUACAGCAUAGUGGCUAACGGAUUAUGCCAGAGUGGUGAGUCGAAAAAAGCAGAUGAUCUCCUCGAGGAAAUGAUUCAAAAAGGUUUGAAGCCAAAUGCUUUUGCUUAUGCACCUGUAAUCUCAGGGCACUGCAGAGAAGGUAAUGCCUCAUUGGCAUGUGAUGUUCUUGAAAAGAUGAUCAAGGCGAAUGUACUCCCUGAUUUGUACUGCUACAAUUCUCUUAUAGUUGGACUAUCUAAUGUUGGAAGGAUGGUGGAAGUCACAGAGUACCUUGCUCAGAUGCAAGAUAGAGGAUUGGCACCAAAUGCAUUCACAUACAGUGGUCUCAUUCAUGGAUAUAGUAAGAUCGGGAAUCUGGAAAAGGCUGAGCAGUUAUUCGAGCAUAUGCUUAGCAGUGGGCUAAAACCAGAUGAUGUUAUCUACGUUGACCUCCUGGAAGGUUACUUCAAGUCAAAUGACAAUGAAAAGGUGUCAUCUAUUAUUCAAUCCAUGUCAGGCCAGGGAGUUAGUCCAGAUAACCAUAUGUGUGGGAUUGUGAUUCAUAAUCUGUCCAUGUCUGGCAGUAUGCAAUUGGCUUUUACGGUUCUUUCAGAGAUUGAGAAGACUGGAUUUGUUCCUGAUGUGCGUAUAUACAGUUCAUUGUUAUCUGGUCUGUGUAAGACAGCUGACAUGGAGAAAGCAUUUGCUCUUCUUGAUGAAAUGGCUAAAAAGGGACUAGAACCUGACAUUCUAUGCUAUAAUACACUAAUUGACGGGUUUUGCAAGUCUGGUGAUAUACUACAUGCCCGUAAAGUCUUUAAUAUCAUAUUAGAUAAGGGCUUAGUGCCAGAUUGUAUGACAUACACAGCUUUGAUAGAUGGAAACUGCAAAAUCGGUGACAUCACUGAUGCUUUUGAUUUGUAUAAUGAAAUGCUAGCUAGAGGAGUCGUUCCAGAUGCGUAUGUCUAUGCUGCACUUACUGCUGGAUGCUCAAAUUCCGCAGACCUUGAACAGGCAGUGUUUAUAACUGAAGAAAUGUUUGUUAGAGGAUAUGCCAGUGUUUCCUGUUUCAACACUUUGGUCCAUGGCUUCUGCAAACGUGGCAAGAUCCAGGAAACUUUAAAGUUGUUCUGUGUGAUGAUGGAUAAAGACAUAGUGCCUAAUGCACUUACUAUUGAAAAUGUCAUAAAUGGACUUGGUGAGGCAGGAAAACUCUGUGAAGCACACACAAUUUUCGUUGAGUUGCAACAGAAGGAAUCUUCACAAAGUGCUACCACUCAGUUCUCUUUGUUGUUUAUGGAAAUGAUAAAUAAAGGACUGAUUCCUCUAAAUAUCAUAGAUGACGUGAUUCAAGCUCAUUGUAAAGAAGGGGAUUUGGAUAAGGCUCUAAUGUUGCAUCAUGCUGUAAUGGAGGAAGGUUCACUAAUGAGCUGCUCAACGUAUAUUGCUCUUGUGGAUGGCCUUUGCAGGGCGGGGAAGUUAACCGAAGCUUUGGAUUUGCUAAAAGAAAUCCAGAAGCUAGGUAUUCAUCCUAAUGAGGAUCAAUGCUUGAUGCUAUUGAAUGAUCUUCAUACAUCAGGAUAUAUCCAAGAAUACAAUAAAGUGUUUGAUGCUAUGUUGUGCCACAAAUGGUUACAAAAGGAUAAACACUGCAAUUUGGCUGGUGUAAUCUAGAAGCUGUAUCCGUACAAGAGAAUACUUUACAUAGUAAUUCUGACAUUAUGGUCUGCAAGUGCCAUAUGCAUGUAUGCACCUUUUUUAUUUGAGAGUUUUAUUAGAUAAAUAUAUUCAAGGAAAUGUCCCAGUA
Messenger RNA from Lolium rigidum, 3112 nucleotides. RefSeq names its product pentatricopeptide repeat-containing protein At1g63330-like. Gene Ontology annotation, molecular function: protein binding. Bases 1 to 2979 code for a protein of 992 amino acids. The transcript has a single exon. NCBI's taxonomy places the organism in Eukaryota, Viridiplantae, Streptophyta, Magnoliopsida, Poales, Poaceae. The record is from RefSeq and is a predicted model, not a curated record.